UUCUUUCAAACAUGAGUUGUGCUUGUCCUCCUCCUUCUCCUCCUCCUCUUGUUAUUAAGUCCGGUGAGUCUUAUAAACUCCGUCUGGUAGCCCCAUCAGGUGAAACGCCAUGGCAAUUCGCUGGGGAAUUUGCAGUGCUGGGAAAAUCAGCCAUGAUUUUACCGUGGCAUUGAGAACGCUGCCUUCCGAAGACCACCAGGUGGUGGCAGUGGCAGCACGAGACCUGAAGAAUGCCCAAGAGUUUGCCGAGAAGCAUGGCAUCCUUCGAGCCUACGCAAGUUACGAGGAGCUUGCCAAAGACUCAGAGAUAGAUGUAGUUUAUAUUGGCACUAUCCACCCUUACCACCUGAAAGCUGGUCUGCUUUUCAUGAACUGUGGGAAGCCGGUGCUUAUUGAAAAACCACUUGCCAUGAAUGCAAAAGAAGUGAAGGAGCUGGUGGCAGCAGCCAAGAAAAACAAUGUGUUUAUGAUGGAGGCGCUGUGGACUCGCUUCUUCCCUGUAUCGGCGGCGCUCAGGCGUUCCCUGGCUCAGGAUGAAGUGGGGGAGGUCAUGAUGGUGCGGGCUGACCUCGGUGCCCCUCUCUCACAUAUCCCUCGUAUGGCAGAGAGAGACCUGGGAGGGGGGGCCUUGCUAGACAUUGGGGUUUACUGUCUGCAGUUUGUGUUAAUGGUGUACAAUGGGGAGAGGCCUGAGUCCAUCCAAGCCACGGGUUAUAAACUGGACACAGGUGUCGAUGGGCAUGCAGUUGUUGUUCUGAAGUUUUCCCGCAACAGAAUGGCUGUGUGCACAUGUUCCAUGACAAUGAUGCUGACCAAUGAUGCUGUCAUAGUUGGCAGCAAAGGAAUGAUUAAGGUACCAGACCAUAUGUGGUGCCCCAUAAAUUUGGACGUGAAUGGGAAGGUGAGUCAGCACCCCCUGCCCGAGCCCCCCAUGCCUCUCAACUUCACUCACAGCGCGGGACUCCGCUACGAAGCCCAGGAGGUCCGUGAGUGCCUGCUCAAAGGCCUGAAGGAGAGCCCAGUAAUGUCCCUGUCUGAUUCUACCCUUCUGGCUGAGCUGUUGGAUGAGGCCAGAAAACAAGUUGGUGUGACAUACAACCAGGACAAGUGAGGAUUACUAAGGAUCAUUCAGACCUGUUCCCCUACAUUUUCUCAAUAAAGCUUUGAUUUUUUUUCUUC
This is a messenger RNA of Chanos chanos (milkfish), 1179 nucleotides long. RefSeq names its product trans-1,2-dihydrobenzene-1,2-diol dehydrogenase. The record is from RefSeq and is a predicted model, not a curated record. Bases 110 to 1111 code for a protein of 333 amino acids. Gene Ontology annotation, molecular function: nucleotide binding. NCBI's taxonomy places the organism in Eukaryota, Metazoa, Chordata, Actinopteri, Gonorynchiformes, Chanidae. The transcript is spliced from 7 exons.